Messenger RNA from Macrosteles quadrilineatus (aster leafhopper), 943 nucleotides. Its product is annotated as serine protease 1-like. The transcript has 3 exons. The record is from RefSeq and is a predicted model, not a curated record. Bases 36 to 806 code for a protein of 256 amino acids. Lineage: Eukaryota; Metazoa; Arthropoda; Insecta; Hemiptera; Cicadellidae. Gene Ontology annotation, biological process: proteolysis. Gene Ontology annotation, molecular function: serine-type endopeptidase activity.
UUCAAAAUUUUGUUGUUUCGGUUUCAAAAUCAUCAAUGGAAUUGAUACUUGGAUUAUUUAUUUUCUAUUUUCAAACAAUAGUCGUAUUUAACCAAAAUGACUGGAGAAAAGAUUCUUACAACCUGACAGAACCAGAGCAAUACCCGUAUUCUGUGCUCCUCAUCAUGCUACAAGGCGGUGAAAUGGAAUGUAGGUGCACAGGUUCGAUCAUAACUGAGGAAUGGGUCUUGACAGUGGCACAUUGCCUCCGUGGGGUUGAAGAAAUCAUAGUAUACGCCGGGGGUCACUCGCUGGAGGAGUACACAAAGUUCAAAAAUGGAAGCGGUCUCUUGCCUCCUACAGCCCAGCUGCUCCGAUCCUCUAGUUUUAUCAGUCAUCCUCGAUUUGUGAGAGGAGAUUUGGAUUUUGACGUGGGGCUGAUCAAAGUGGAGGGAAAGUUCAACUUUACGCGGGCUGUGAGCACGAUACAGCUGACCACGACACCUUGGAAGGAGAGUUACCAUGGGUAUACGAAGUGUGAUUUGACGGGGUUUGGUGAUGUUCUGAUGGAAGAGAAGAACAAAGACGAUAAAUACAGGAAGACGACUCGUCUGGAUAUAAAAAGCCCUUGCCUCUGCUCGUUCAGACUUCGCAUGCGAUAUGGAUCAGAGGCGGCCAGCAGGUUCCUCUGUACCAAGCCCAAGCUGGGCUACGGCACGUGUUUAGGAGAUUCUGGCGGAGGUUUGGUCUGUGGAGGGAAGGUACGAGGAGUGUCCAUGUGGAUGGUCAGGAUAGACGACACCAAAAACUGUGGUCUGUUUUUUUAGAUGAGUUGCAAUGCGGAGGCAUGAAUACUCUCAGUGUGUUUCAAGAUAUCUGUCCAUUUCUUCCAUGGAUCAAUGAGCACACGAACGUCUUCAAUGGAACGAAAAUCUUGAAGGAAUCUAAAUAUAGUGGAUCAGCA